AUGACCACUCUCCCAGCUGCUCUCGUAGCUGAAGACCACACUUUUCCAACCGGCGAUAGUUCUUCAACCGGUAACAUUCGAGAGUCCCCAGUAUCCAGUUCUCUCACAAGACCGCACAACUAUUUGAUCACCAUGGACCCCUUCCGUCGUGCGCAAGGCGUCGAAGACGGACAUGGCAUUUGGCGCUCCAAUCCGACUCCUAUUCCCGACGACAUGAUUGAUCCCGCACUGCUAGGUCCUGCAGUAAACAACCAGAACGAAAGUAACCACAGGCAGGACAACGAGAUGAUUGAUCGCGAACUCGUUGCAGCCGCACGCAACAGUAGCCAGAACCAUGUCGCUGCUGAUCAGACAAGUCCCCAUCAACACCCACAACACCCGCUCCAGCAACUGUUUGAAGACAUCAAUCAGAUUCGGCGGCACAACAACGUUGAGCAGACCAGUGUCUAUCAACCCUUGCCGUUGGAGUUCCAUUAUAACAACCCUUUCAUCGACCUUCAGGUGAACCCACGGUUCAACCAUCAACCGACUCCUCAACUUUUCUCUUCUCCUGGAGACCCAAGUUUCCGUCCGCAUCCACAGUUGGAUGUGCGCCAAUUCCAUCCUCCCUUGAGCCAUUACGCCAAUUCUCAAGUCGAUCCUCGUUUCCAUACUCAAGCCUACUUUCGGCCCAGCGCUGAACCCAGGGCUCAAGGCUACUCUCCCCAUGGAGUUGGAAGUGACGUCCAUCAAGACCAGCCAUUCAACCAUUUUGUGCCUGCUUACUCCCCAGUGUCUCGUCCACCUCAUGAUGGUCGCGUCUUCUUUCAUGGACCGGCAGCGGAGAGGGCCUCACUUCCUGUUGACCCUACCCUCACGUCGCAAGGCGAUGCUCCAGCCUCCUCUGUUCCCGGAACACCUCAUAUCCAGCAGGACAACGCUGCUAGAGCCAGCGUCGAGUUGGCGCAGUCGCCUACCAGAAACAGCACGCAAAGCUUUAGUCGCGGAUUCGGUCGAGGACCGAUGGAGCUGGAUGAUAACAGUCCCUUCUCGUUCGAAGACGAAGUCGACAGCAGUCCGUUGAGCUCCCUAGCAGCAACCCCGGCGGUCGCCAGCGCGACCGUGGCUCAGCCUUCAGGACAAGAGAACACAACCAUGACCAUGGACUUGAGCAAUUGGGACUCGGGCCGAAAAGCUGAGGUGGGACUCCCCAGCUCAAGCCCUCCACGCAACAACGUCAUUGAGAACGAGAACAUAGACGCAACACCGAAGCACACUUGCGCAGAACAACGGGAGGAAUUACAAGAACGUGAGAGGCAGCGUCAACGUCCGCUAAAAUACAGGCACAACAUGGAUGUACUUCUUGCCAGCGUGUGGACUGAGCCUACAGCUCCGGUGGCCGACAUGGAGAUCGCGCAGACAAUGUUUGAAGGGCCCAGGGCUUCGAGAGCGGCAACCCUGGUCAACACGGAUUUCACUUCUCAUGAUCCGAGUCUUCAGAGGCCUGGAGUACAAGAGAAUUUCACACCGAGAUGUUUCAGUGGUAUUGGUGACGCGCGAUGCGAGGAAGUUAUGCAGCGCAUCCCCACGCUUGGCCCGGGCAUAUCGUUCCCACCUGGAGUGCCCUACUCGAACCGAAAUUCCAGUUAUGCCGAGCCUCCGGAAGAGGUUUCACAACCACUCGGUUUAGCACAGGCUAUGCCUCCGCUAGAGAAACUGGUUGCUGAGGGUGUCCAACCUUUAUCCGCAGAUUGGGGGACUCAGAUGAGCAACGUCUCCGGACCACAAGUCGGUGAAUCUUCACGGCACGGCCAGUAUCUGGAAUCUCAGGCACCGUGGCCUUCCACUUUUUCUGCGACGCCACAAGUUCAGCAAGUCUACCAUCCAUCCCUGCCAUCACACGAGUCAUAUACCGAAGCAGUGAUGCAACACAUGAGACCAGCUACUGCUGGCCCUUCCGGAUCUGUGAGUAAUGCGCCCACCAUUCCGCAACCAGCGACUUCAGGACAUAAACUCUCGGACCUAGUGCAAAGACCGCUGGAAGAGACAUCAGUGUACGAAGCCGUAGCAGCUGCAGAUGCGAUACUUAGCCGAGACCGUGAUCUAACUGAGAGUCAGCACCUGCGUAAACUGACCCCCAAGCCUCCCACGGAAGCCAAAAAUCCUCAGAUCCAAAGACAGGACCAGCAAGGCCAGGCCCCUUCCGAGGAGCACGAAUCAACCGAGAAAGACUCAACCAAGGCCGAACCCGAAAGCGCCCAAGUGCCCACCACGUUCAGCAACAUGGACCAAUUCCAACCCACCCGCGCUCCAACAACGACACUCCAACACCCUCUCCUUAUUUCGCCCUAUCCCCCUCGCAUCCCCAACACCUUCACCCCCGCCAUCCUCUCCCUCAUCACCAACCCUCCUCGCUGCCUCCAACUCGGCACUUCGGACUCCCUACAAUCCUACCUCUCUGCCCGCAACAUAGUCCCCUUCAACGACCUCUACCCCCGCACCUUCCCGAUUCCUCCAGAGCGCGAAGCCUUCAACCGGACCGUCAUCGUCGAAGCUCGCUACAUAUCCGUGAUCGGCCUGCUGUAUCCGCGAGCAGAGUUCAUAGUAAGCAGAAUAGCCGAGGGAGCGGAGGGCAACAUGCAAGGAGAGAGGAACCGCAACAAGAAGCUGGAGCCAAACGCGGCGAUGAUGAUGGACAGGUGGCAUAUGUACAAGGCAGUUAGGAUGACGGGGGAGGAGAUGCAGAAGAUGGGAGUUUGUGUGUGGAGCGAGAAGGGGUGCGAGGAGUGGAAAGCUGAUCCUGCUCUUGUUGAGGCAGAGAGAAGAAAGUCUAGAGGUAUGGAGCCGAUGGAACAGUCGAGGGAGGUGAAGAGGCCGAGGAGGAAGAGGACGUUUAAGACGAAGGUUAUGGUUGUGGAUGAUGACGGUGAUGAUGGUGAUAAGAAGGAGGAAGAGGAGGAUAGGGUUGAUGUUGCCAGUGGUAAGGCGUUGAAGGAGAACAGUAAACCGACCGUCGAAGUUGACCAAGACUGUCAAGACGUGGAUAUAAUCGGUACGGAGAAAGAGGGGCAAGGGUUCACCGAAGACCCGUCGUUUACCAGCGGAAAAGGCAAGGGCAAAGAAGUCCUGCAUGGGAGAGACGGCAAUGAGCAGGCAGUUGCGCCUUCCCCUUUCAAAGGCACCGAGUCUGCAUCCGCCUAUGCGGCUCGGGGCUCCACAAGCCACAGCCGACAGGCCGAUUUCGUUGCAGAGGAAGGUGCGGCCGCGAGCCAAAGAGUUGAAGACAAUUGGAAAGAACCAGCGCCACCAAACCCCGACAUCAUCGCCACAAGGAAAUUAAAAACCCAACAAAUGGACGAAUCCGGUGAAAGCAACAUCCCCGCCGUCGCCGCCGCAGUCAGUCCCUCCUCGUCUCGACCGAUCAAGACCCCCAAACGCCGACUUCUACUUUCCACCAACACCGCGACCACCACCACCACCAAGUCCCUACCUCUACCGACCCAUGCUUUCGAUUUUAAAUACCCGGACCCCCGUGCGCCUUACAUCCACGAUCCUUACGACCAUGAAUCCCGCACUCCCUACCUAAUCACCCUCCUCCAGCGCGAUUAUCCCUCAGGCGGCGUCGCCCGCAUCCAAUGUACCGUUUCCGCGCGCAAGGUCAUCGAGAACAUCCAGUCCACUUUCGGUGUUUUGCAGCCGUACGAAGUCUGGCGAAUGAAAGAUUACAAGGUAUUUGACAAGGACAAGGACAAGAACAGUGAUACCAACAGUGAUACCUACGAGGAUAUCUCUACAGGUGAGGACGACAGGGAGUUGAGAAAAGUGUUUUUUGAUGAGAUGGGGAGGAAGAUGAGGGAGAGGGAGAGGGAGGGACAGGAAGAAAGGAGGGGGGAGAAGGGGGAGGGAAUGCAAGAGAGUCGAGAUGGGAACGGAGAUGGAGAUGGGAAGGAGGAAAUAAAGGAUAUGUCCAUCUUGAAAGAAAGGGAGAAGUGGAAGGAGAACUACAAGGCGCUGAAAUGUAAGGGGAAGAGGGUCGUUGCUCGUGCCAAGGCAAAGAGGAAGGAAGAGGAGGAUGCAGACAUGGAUUUUGACGAUUGGUGGGACGAGCGGAGAGAGGAAGUUAAUGAGCUAGUGGAAAAGUGGUUUUCACGACGAGAGGGACUUGUUGAGGAGUUUGAGGUUGACAGGCAGGUGAUCGAAUUUGCGCUGUUUGAGUAUGGAGGAGGAGAUGGACUUGGGCUGAGUAAGCCUUAUAAUUGA
Messenger RNA from Sordaria macrospora k-hell, 4239 nucleotides. RefSeq lists its product as uncharacterized. The record is from RefSeq and is a predicted model, not a curated record. NCBI's taxonomy places the organism in Eukaryota, Fungi, Ascomycota, Sordariomycetes, Sordariales, Sordariaceae.